AUGUCCGUUGACCAGAUAACGCCUGGUAUGGAACAGCUGGAUCUGGAUGAGAUCUACCCUUUCGCAAUACAACUUGGCAAGGAUGCCGGAGCACUCUUGGUGAAAGGUCUGGAGAGGCGGCGAGCAGAGAGUCAUGAGAACGAAGAGCAGAUUGAGAAAAUGAAUGCCGUCGACAUCGUCACUGAGGUCGAUCAUGAAGUCGAAGCAUUCAUUCACACCGCAGUGUCUGAAAGAUACCCCUCACACGCCUUCAUAGGCGAAGAAACCUACUCGGCCGGCCAAUCCAAAGACUACCUCGUCGAUUCCCGCCCAACCUGGAUAAUCGACCCUCUCGACGGCACUGUCAACUUCACGCAUGGCUUUCCCAUGUUCUGCGUCUCCAUCGCUUUGGUCCACAACCAUGUCCCUGUAAUCGGCGUCAUCAAUGCGCCCUUGUUGAACCAACUCUUCAGUGCUUGUUCCGGGAAGGGCUCGUGGUUGAAUGAAUCGACAAGGUUGCCGUUAUUGGGGAAGAAUAUCGGCCCCCUACCGAAAGAUGCGCCGCGGCGGUGCAUUUUCGCGUGUGAGUGGGGCAAAGAUAGACGCGACAGCAAGGAGAGUAAUCUCGGCCGUAAAGUCGACUCCUUUCUUACUAUGGCAACGGAACCUUCCGGGCGCGAUGGUUUAGGAGGUAUGGUGCACGGCGUCCGCAGCCUAGGUUCCGCGACCAUGGAUCUGGCGUACACAGCCAUGGGCAGCGUUGAUAUCUGGUGGGAGGGUGGCUGUUGGGAGUGGGACGUCGCCGCAGGCAUAUGUCUACUCAACGAAGCAGGUGGACUUGUGACGACUGCGAAUCCCCCGGAAGAUGAGAAGUGGGAGGAAUGGACGGAUGUGCCGGCGGUGAAGCUCGGCGGGAGGCUGUACCUGGCGAUACGGCCGGCGACGGAUGCGAGGGAUGGGAGCGAGACGGGCAGACAAUCACAGGUCAGGGUUGUGAAGGAGGUAUGGAAACGGGUUCGGCGGCUGGAUUAUAGUCGACCUGGGGCAUAA
Cyphellophora attinorum is the source of this 1029-nucleotide messenger RNA. Its product is annotated as Protein qutG. The transcript is spliced from 2 exons. Gene Ontology annotation, biological process: phosphatidylinositol phosphate biosynthetic process; inositol metabolic process; signal transduction. Gene Ontology annotation, molecular function: inositol monophosphate 1-phosphatase activity. The record is from RefSeq and is a predicted model, not a curated record. Lineage: Eukaryota; Fungi; Ascomycota; Eurotiomycetes; Chaetothyriales; Cyphellophoraceae. The coding region runs from base 1 to 1029 and encodes 342 amino acids.